Prorocentrum cordatum is the source of this 3765-nucleotide messenger RNA. The record is from the annotation of a GenBank genome assembly. Lineage: Eukaryota; Dinophyceae; Prorocentrales; Prorocentraceae.
AUGGCGGCGAAGGGCGAUGCCUUCGGGGUCAAGGGCGGCGACAAGGACCCAGGCGAAAAGUACGUCAAGGCGCUCCCCACUGACGAGGAGGCUGCAGAGCUGGAGAGGAAGCAGGCCAGCGCGCCGUCCCGCGCCAGGGCCGGGCCGCCGCUGGAUGACGUGCCCGCCGGAGAGGAGGACGACCCUUUCAAGGGACUCUCGGAGAGCAAGAAGAUUGCCGACCGCGAGGACGCGUACCGUGCCCAGCGCCACAAGCGCAUGCUCUCGCCCGAGCGUGCCGACCCGUUCGCCGCCGCGACGCCUGCGGCAGAGCUGCAGACCUACAAGGAUGUCAUGGUGGGCCAGGCGCUCGACAAGGAGAAGCAGGAGGUGCUCCGGAAGAUCCAGAAGCAGAAGGAGGAGGAGGCCACUGCGAAGGCCGAGGGGAAGGCCUUGCCAGGCGACGGCGCGCCCGCGAAGAAGAAGGGGCGCUGGGACGCGGGCGGCGCAGGGGUGGGCCGGAAGGAGGACAAGGAGGACGAGAAGGACCGCUGGGAGACGCCCGUCGGAGGCGGCGAUGGUGUAGACACGCCAGUGGUCCUGGACGAUGAUGACGAGGGGGGCAGCAAGAAGAAGGGCGCCUGGGACGACACUCCGGGUGCCGGCGGUGACGACGGGAUCGAGACGCCCACCCCAGGGCAGUGGGGCGAGACGCCCACGCCGGGCCUCGGCGCAGGCAAGAAGAAGCGGGCUCGCUGGGAUGCGACGCCGAUGGAGCCCAAAGACGACGGGGUCGAUGCCACCCCGGCGGACGCCGACGCCACUCCGAGUGCAACGCCGUCUGGUGCCACACCUUCGGGGCCUACACCCUCGGCGACACCGGGAGCUACGCCCUUCAGCGGGGUCCAGAUGUUCACCCCGGGCGCCACUCCUCUGGGCACGCCUGGCAUGGCCAACAUGUCUACCCCCGUCGGGCUGACGCCGAACUUUUCCCAGAUGACGCCGGAGCAGAUUCAGGCGUGGCGCUACGACACCGAGAUUAAUGAGAGGAAUGCGCCCAUUUCCGACGAGGAAUUAGAUGCGAUUUUCCCUCAGACGGGUUACGAGAUAGUCCGGCCGCCAGCUAAUUAUCAGCCAAUGCGAAAAAGCGUUAUGUCGACACCCACACCCACCCCUGGUGGCACGCCAUUUUUCAGCAUGCAGGAUCCAGACGCGCCCAAACCCUACGAGGUGCCAUCUUCCCCAGCAGUGGGUGAGAUGCCGAUGAUCAAGCCAGAGGACUACUCAUAUUUUGCACCUUUGCUGUCGGCGGAGAAUGACGAUAACUUAUCGCCAGAGGAGGCGAAGGAGCGGAAGAUCAUGAGACUCUUGCUGAAGGUGAAGAAUGGGACGCCCCCCAUGCGAAGGGCGGCCUUGAGGCAGAUCACAGAUGGAGCCCGGUCAUUUGGGCCAGGACCCCUCUUCAAUCAAAUCUUGCCGCUACUCAUGAGCAGCACCUUAGAGGACCAAGAGAGGCACCUUCUCGUCAAAGUCAUUGAUCGUGUGUUGUACAAGCUAGACGACAUGGUGCGACCGUACGUCCACAAAAUUCUGGUCGUCAUAGAGCCCUUGCUGAUCGAUGAGGACUACUACGCGCGCGUGGAGGGCCGUGAGAUCAUUAGCAAUCUGUCCAAGGCCGCUGGCCUAGCAACAAUGAUCGCAACCAUGCGACCAGACAUAGACCACGCGGAUGAGUACGUCAGGAACACCACAGCGCGAGCGUUCGCCGUGGUCGCGUCCGCGCUGGGAAUCCCGGCGCUCCUCCUCUUCCUGCGCGCGGUCUGCCAGUCGAAGAAGAGCUGGCAGGCCAGGCACACGGGCAUCAAGAUCGUGCAGCAGAUUGCCAUGCUCAUGGGCUGCGCUGUUCUGCCCCACCUGAAGCAGAUGGUCGACAUCAUCGCGCAUGGAUUGCAGGACGAACAGCAGAAGGUUCGCACCAUUACCGCCCUCGCGCUGGCAGCUCUUGCCGAGGCUUCGACUCCCUACGGGAUCGAGGCCUUCGACACGGUCCUGCGGCCGCUGUGGAAGGGGAUCUGCGAGCACCGCGGCAAGGGACUGGCCGCCUUCUUGAAGGCGAUCGGGUUCAUCAUCCCGCUCAUGGAUGCCGAGCAUGCCAACUAUUAUACCCGAGAGGUGAUGAUCAUUCUCAUCCGCGAGUUCUCCACGCCGGACGAGGAGAUGAAGAAGAUUGUGCUCAAAGUCGUGAAGCAGUGCGUGGCAACCGAGGGUGUCGAGCCGAGCUACAUCCGUGAAGAUAUCUUGCCGCCGUUCUUCCGAAAUUUCUGGGUCGUCCGGAUGGCCCUGGAUCGACGCAACUAUCGGCAGCUCGUGGACACCACUGUGGAGAUCGCCAACAAGGUGGGGGGGGCCGACAUCAUUGGUAGGAUAGUCGAGGAUCUGAAGGACGCGUCAGAGCCUUAUCGGAAGAUGGUGAUGGAGACCAUCGACAAGGUAAUCGCAAAUCUGGGAGUCGCAGACAUUGACUCGCGUCUCGAGGAGCAGAUCAUCGACGGAAUAGUCUACGCGUUCCAGGAGCAGACCUCCGAUGAUACCACAGUCAUGCUCAACGGCUUCGGCACAGUGGUGAACUCUCUUGGGUCUCGCGUCAAGCCAUACUUGCCGCAGAUUGCCGGUAUCAUCAGAUGGCGCCUCAAUACGCCAUCUGCUCGCGUGCGUCAGCAAGCGGCGGACCUCAUUGCCCGCAUUGCAGUCGUGAUGAAGCAGUGUGGAGAAGAGCAGAUGAUGGGACACUUGGGCCUGUUCUUGUACGAGUACUUGGGGGAAGAGUACCCCGAGGUGCUGGGCUCCAUUCUGGGAGCCCUGAAGGCCAUCGUGAACGUGAUCGGUAUGUCUAAGAUGACCCCUCCCAUCAAGGAUCUACUGCCACGUCUGACUCCGAUCCUCAAGAAUCGCCACGAGAAGGUGCAAGAGAACUGCAUCGACCUGGUCGGGAGAAUAGCCGACCGAGGCGCCGAGCUGGCGCCGCCGCGCGAGUGGAAUCGCAUCUGCUUCGACCUUCUUGAGCUGCUGAAGGCUCACAAGAAGGCCAUCCGCCGAGCCGCCGUGAACACCUUCGGCUACAUUGCCAAAGCCAUUGGACCUCACGACGUCCUCAGCACCUUGCUGAACAACCUGAAGGUUCAGGAACGCCAGCUGCGAAUCUGCACCACAGUGGCCAUCGCCAUCGUCGCCGAGACCUGCGGGCCCUUCACGGUGCUUCCCGCGCUCAUGAACGAGUACCGCGUGCCGGAGCUGAACGUGCAGAACGGUGUCCUCAAGAGCCUGUGUUUCAUGUUUGAGUACAUUGGCGAGAUGGGUAAGGACUACAUCCAUGCCGUGACUCCCAUCCUCGAGGAUGCGCUGAUGGACCGGGACCUGGUCCACAGGCAGACAGCUUCCUGGGCAAUCAAGCACCUGGCGCUUGGUGUCCAGGGUCUCGGCUGCGAGGACGCACUGCAGCACCUCAUGAACUACGUUUGGCCGAACAUUUUCGAGACAUCGCCUCACCUCAUCAUGUCUGUCUUUGAUGCCAUUGAUGGCUUCCGCAUCUCCCUAGGGCCUACCAAGGUGCUCCAGUACUUGCUUCAAGGCCUGUGGCACCCUGCCAGAAGAGUGAGGGCAGUGUACUGGCGUCUCUAUAACAAUCUGUACAUCGGAUCGCAGGACGCCCUGAUACCGUCCUACCCGAAGCUCGAGGACGAUUCCGAGCAUUGUUAUCGCCGCACCGAGCUGGAGUUGCUACUCUGA